Messenger RNA from Heterostelium album PN500, 1059 nucleotides. RefSeq lists its product as uncharacterized. The transcript is spliced from 2 exons. NCBI's taxonomy places the organism in Eukaryota, Evosea, Eumycetozoa, Acytosteliales, Acytosteliaceae. The coding region runs from base 1 to 1059 and encodes 352 amino acids. The record is from RefSeq and is a predicted model, not a curated record. Gene Ontology annotation, molecular function: O-methyltransferase activity.
AUGUCUGUUUCUCAUAAUCAAAGAAUGGAAGAUGAUCAAAAUUCAAUUCUCAAGACCACCCAGCUUUGUGAUAAUCUUGAAAAGUCGCGUGCAAUCUUCACCGUCUGUGAGUUGGAUGUUGCCAAACACAUUGAAUCCAUUGGAUCGAAAUCGAUUGAAAAGUUGGCGGUCGAUGUUGCCUGUUGUCCAGAUGCUCUCUAUCGUUUGAUGCGUGCACUCUCCUCGCUCGGUGUCUUCCGUGAGACUGACGCUCGUGUAUUCCAACACACCAAACUCUCAGAGAAGUUGGCCGAUCCAGUUGUACGUGACAUUGUAUUGAUCAAUGGUGGUUCAUUGGGUUACAACAUGUGGAAGGACUUGACCAGCACCAUUCGUAAGGGCCACUCCGAUCUGAAUGCACUCAUCGGUAAGCCAAGUGUCUGGGAGUACCUCGUUGAUCAUCACGAUGAAUCCAAACGUUUCUUCAAUGUCAUGGCUGGCUAUGUCAAUUAUUUCGCACCAGCUCUUAUUGAAAUGAGUGACUAUCACACCAAGUGUGAAUCGAUCGUUGGCAUUGGAGGUGGUCAAGGUUUGUUUUUGGAUCAAAUUCUCAAGUCUGGUGGAAACACCAAACAUGAAUCGAUCAAAACUGUGAUCAACUAUGAUCUUCCAGUGGUCAUUGAGCUCGCAAAGCAAGCUGGAAUGCCAGUCCGUGAUGCCAGAAUCAAGGAUCAACAAGGUGACUUGGUCAAGGAGAAGUUACCAGAAGCCGACAUCUUUGUAUUGCAAUCAUUGGUCCAUUACAACGACGACAAUGCUCUAUUGAUCCUCAAGAACAUCAUGAGAUCAAUGAAAUCGGAUUCAAGAGUCUACAUAUAUGACUUUUUACUCGAUGAAAAGAAUGAACAAUUGGGUGAAAAAGUUUGGUUUGAUAUUAAAAUGUUCCAAUUUAUGAAUGGAAGAGAAAGAUCAGUUGAAGACUGGGAAAGAUUGACCAAACAAGCUGGAUUCAAAAUUACCAACAAUCAAAAGGCCAAGAACUCACACUUCCCAUCACUCCUUGUCUUACACAAGCUUUGA